Messenger RNA from Toxotes jaculatrix (banded archerfish), 3823 nucleotides. Its product is annotated as transforming acidic coiled-coil-containing protein 1-like. The transcript has 13 exons. The coding region runs from base 359 to 1900 and encodes 513 amino acids. Gene Ontology annotation, cellular component: cytoplasm. Lineage: Eukaryota; Metazoa; Chordata; Actinopteri; Toxotidae. The record is from RefSeq and is a predicted model, not a curated record. Gene Ontology annotation, biological process: cell population proliferation; cerebral cortex development; mitotic spindle organization.
CUCCAGUAAUGUGUGAGUCAGUGCUGUGGAGAGCAGAGAGGCAACAGACACAGCAGCAGCAGCAGCAGCGUGAGACACGUUUCACUCUCACGAGUGCCAACAACGCAGAAGAGCAGGAUGGGAAAGCUGAGCGGCUGAGCAAGAGGAGGAAGUGAAACAACCAUAUAGACAGCAAGAAGUGAGGGAGAGAAGUAAGACGACAGGUCGACGGCUCCUUUUUUGACAACCGCCUUUCUUUGCUGUUGAAAGACUGACUGUGGAAGAUCACUGACUUGCCCUUUUGAUUGACAGAUCAGUCUAAACUGAUCCACGGAAAGAGAAAGGUGGCAUCAGGUUUAGGACUCGACGUAGUGCAGGGAUGUCCUGGUUGUCUCCGGUCCAGUGGGCCAAAUGGACAUGGUCAGCAGUGACUGGGGGUGCGGGAGAUGAUGGGCAGCCCAGAGCGAAGGAUGACGGAGAGGACAAUUCAGACUCGGAGGGAACCUUUGAGACUCCAGAGGCCGAGUCUCCAGGUGUUGUGAAGCUACUGGGCCAACUGGACAACUCCAACCACACAGUUCUUCCUGAUGUUACAAACCACUUUCUGGACAAGAACUCUAACCAGGAUGAUGGUACACUUUCAUUCCAAGAGGCUGAUUCCCUGAACAACCUCACCAGCUCCUCACCUAACAACAACAGCUUCAGUUUGGAUCAGAACCUUAAUUUGACCCUAAGCACCAAACCCAGUCCAGGAGAGGGCCUCUCCCCGUCCACACCUCAGCCUCAGUCUCAAGCUCUCCGGCCCCCGUCGCUAUCCGUCAUCUCCCCACUGAACAAACCCGACCCUACAGAAGUGGAUGACGAGGCACCGGUGACGUCCGACUCCAGCCCAGACUCAAACUUGAUCCCCGGUCAUGACAUUUGUGUGGACCCUGAUUUGCUCAAUGGCAACAUGAACUCUGACACUGUGCUGUCAAACACUAAACUGACCUGUGAGACCAGCGACACCACAAUCAAGAACUCCUGUAAAGUGAAGCAGAACCAGUUGAUGCAAAAGGACUUCGGUGAACAGCUGAAGGAUGACCAUCAUGGAGGGCACGCCACAGACGAGGAGAAACUGGCGAGCAGUGUCAAACCAGACAAGGACCAAAGCAUCAAAGACUGCCAUGUGACAUCCAAACCUGAGGAGUCAGACUGCUGCUCUGUGCAGUACGAGGACACGUGCAAACUGAAGAACAAGUCAAGGGGAAGUGAGAUGCAGAAAACAGGAAGUCAGGUCCUGGAUUCCAUCUGCAUCAGUGAGGCAGAAAAAGAGGCCGUUCUCACUCUCAUUAGAGAGGAGAUCAUCACUAAAGAAGUGGAAGCCAACGACUGGAAGAAAAAGUACGAGGACUGCAGACAAGAAGUCAGUGAGAUGAGGAAGAUUGUUGCAGAAUACGAGAAGACAAUUGCUCAAAUGAUCGAGGAUGAGCAGCGCAACAGCUUGAGCUCCCAGAAGGCUUUGCAUGCUGUGACGAUGGAGAAGGAAGCCGCCCUGGCAGAUCUGAACUCCGUGGAGCGCUCUCUCUCUGACGUGUUUCGGCGUUAUGAAAAUAUGAAGAGCACCCUGGAGGGCUUCAAGAAAAAUGAAGAGGUCCUUAAGAAGUGUGCUCAGGAGUAUCUCACCAGAGUCAAACAGGAGGAGCAGAGAUACCAGACUCUUAAACUCCAUGCUGAGGAGAAACUGGACAAGGCCAAUGAGGAGAUCGCUCAGGUGCGUGUGAAGGCGAGCUCAGAGAGCAUGGCGCUGACCGCCAGCCUGAGGAAGGAGCAGAUGAAGAAUGAGUCUCUUGAACAAGCCCUGCAGCAGAAGAAUCAAGAAAUCGAGGAACUCACAAAGAUCUGUGAUGAACUGAUUGCCAAAAUGGGAAAAAUAGACUGAGAGGCCCUUCCUGUGAAUCAGCGACUGCCGUUCCUCUGGUCCUGCUUACAGUGACGCCCCAUGCAUGUCCCCAGCCACAAAGCAGCUCUUAUACCCUGUGCCAGCCCUGCAUCUCAGAGACUGCUUAUGUACAAAUGUCUAAAGUAACUUCCUAUAAACUUCUAUUGCACUACUUGUGACCAGAAUCAAGAAGGUUCUAGAAAUACUAAUUAUUGUUGAGACGUUGUUAUAUUUGGUCGCUUUGUUUUGUUUGCAUUUAUUGCCCGUUAUGAGGCCAUCUGGACCCCUUGUACUUUCGUCCAUCAUGCCAGCGAACAACAACCUGCUUGUGACUCAACUUAAGUUCCCAGCAGCUUAACGGCUAAAUUCCUGCAGGAUGACAUCAGAUUUAAUGCAGGCUGGGAUUGUUUUGGAGUUUCAUUUUCAGUGCUUAUGCUUUGAUUGACAUUUGAUAAGGAUUGUUUAAAAGCAACAAUCCAUAAAAUGUAUUUUUCUAUGACAUGAACAAGGAUUUUAGUCUGAGAGAGGGAAGCUCAGGGGUAUGGUGUAGGGCAGAAUGAGGUCAGGGUUAAAGUGAAGCUGCACAAGAGCUGAAGCAAAGGAUUUAGGGUUGUUUAAGGGAGUGCAUUAGUCCUCAGGGGACUUGGGUUGUUAAGGAGUGACACUGCAAGCAGAAGAGUCAGGACCACAUUUCAGUGAAAUUAAAGCAGCAAAUAAUUCACAGUAUUUGCUUUACCUGAUUUACAGUACCACAAAGUUGAGAUUCUAGGCAAUUCAAGUAGCUGCAGAAUGUUUAUCAUUCACAGAGACGUAUAAUGAUCCGACAAUCAGGGACUUUUCUGUGUAAACUUUGUGCAUUGUCUUAUCUGAUCCACAAAGUCAAUACAGAGACAACUUUAUCCUUCACCACUGGUCCCUUUCUUGUGUUAAGAAUCCUGAACAACUGGAAAAAGUUCAAACAUAAUGACACUAUAUUUUAGUUGAAGAUAUUACUAUUAGCCAGUGGUGCAAUAUGUCAACAUUUUUUAAAACCAUCACUCAGUCACAGACUGUCCACUAAUCACAUUUACUUACUUACCACAAAGGAAACUAAGAGUUUGACGUCUUUGUGAGAAGUUUCUUUUUUCUGUUGCUUACUUGUGACAAAGAUAUGAGCUCUCAUUCCUGUAUUUGCAGUGCUGCACUAGUUAUUCAACAGAUCAGUUUUUUUGCAUGUUUAUUUUCUUGGCUUCACAUUUCUCAGGAUUCAGAUUGUCUUCUUAACACACCAGUAACACUAAGUUGUGUUCAGCACAGUGCUUUAGUAAUGACUGGGAGGUUGUGACGUAACUGCGUAUUAGAUAAAUUAUUUCAGAGCUGGUGUCAAUGUGAUACCUGGGUAUUGGUUCUGAUUUUAAAAAAACCUUUUCAAAACUUGCCUUUUUCUACAAAAAAACAUUUGUUUCCAACAACAUCAGUGUUUACUGAAGGCAUAACACAAAACACUAUUUACCUCAAUAUAAUACAGUAUAUUAUUUGCAAAGCUAUAAUCAGGGAACGUUUUGGUUAAAGAAAGUGAAACAAGACUGAAAAUCUGACUAAACAUUAAGUUCUAAUUUUAGAUACUUCACUGGUUUCAAUACUCAGUUCUGUGGAUUCAGUCACUAUUGAAAAAGUUUUAAUAUCUGAUUGCCAGCCUCUUAACCACCAUGUAAAUCCACUUAUGACACAAACCCACACUGGUAUGCCACAGUUUGUGCCAUUCUAAGGUCACGUCAGCUGGUUUGUCUUUGUUUUAUGAACUAUUGUUUUAGCGCCUUUCUUGAGUUAUUGUUUGUAUUUGUAAAUUAGAAAUAGCCAUCUCACACUUGUGUUGGCUCAUUGAGGACUAACAGUGAGGGUGUUGUACAUUUGCCUGAAUAAACAUAAAUAUAAUUUGUCUUA